AUCGCGGAGGAUGCGGCGCGGCGAGCGGCUGCAGGGACGCGCGCAAGGUGAACGCCGGGGCUGCGGCGCCCAGGCUCAUCCAGUGAGGACUGGAAGUUGAGGGCUCUAGGCCCAGGCAUUGGUGUAGACCAUGGCCCCCAGCCCAUGGGGUCGUAUGUGUGGCCUCUUGCUGCUGUUGCCAUCCCUGGGGGCUGGCCCUGCCAUGAACAGGGGCCUUCCCAAGCCACUUGAAGACUCAGAAACCUACCUGAUCCCAAGAGCACACCCCAAGGGCCCUAUGGGCUCAGAGCCCCAGACCUUUGACUUCUUCUGGAAUAACCCCAGAGAUGAGAGCCCCUGGGACUCCGAUGUCCCCCACGCCCCUGCUGAAGAGAUGUCUGCAAAGCCUGAAGAUGCUGCCCUUGGUCCAGCCCUGCAUGGACCCAAAGCAGUCCCUGGGGCUCAGAGAGAACGACUCCCAAUAACUGAUGACCUCCAGAUGGCUCAAGGACCAAGCUCCCAGGGCUGGACAGGACCUCUGGACUCACAGGAGCCUCUGGAGCAAGAAGCACUGGCCCCACAACCCGUGGGGCCCCCCCAUCUCACUGUCAUCCCCACAACUCCCAGACUUCAACUCAAGGUGGCCACAGUUCCUCCUGCCCUGGAGCCUGGAGGCCAAGCAGGACAGCGACCACCUAGAGAUGAGGGUCUGACGGCUAAAGCCAAGAUCAGGGUCCCACACACCUCUCACUCUGGCCACCAGGGCCCUCCCCACACUCUUGUGACCCACUCAAGCACUGUCAAGAGGCCGAUGCUGGAAGAACAGGGAGGGCAGGAGGAGGACUUGCAGCAGGCAGCACAAGGCCCCCCGUUCACCCAGCAGUAUCCAGCAGCCCCCGAAGCUGGUACGGUAUCUGCAGUUGAGGGGGCAUCUUCUCAGGAGCCUGGGGCUCAGCCAGACUUGCCAUUGGCCAGAAGCCUUCCUCCUACUGAAGAGCUGCCAGUUGAGCCCCCCAAAAAGGCAGGAGCUGGGGAGGCCUGGGAAGUCAGCUCCCCAGGUCCCCCGCCCAAGCAGGCCGGCCUCCCUGAUGUUAAGGAUUCACCAGGACCCCAGCCCACAGGUCCUCCUAUCUCAGAGGCUCCGGAUGGGCAGCCCAAGCCAGAGAUAGCAGAGAUGAAUGGAGCAGACCCCAUCUCCCCCCAACGGGUGAGAGGAGCAAUGGAGGCCCCAGGCACCCCCAAGUCCCUGAUCCCUGGUCCUUUGGACCCUGGCCCAACUACAAACCAAACAGAGAGCCCUGUGGGGGCCCUGCAGCCAGAUGAAGCCGAAGAGUGGCCGGGGCGCCCCCAAAGCCAUCCCCCAGCACCCCCAGUCCAGGCCCCCUCAACGUCUCGCCGGGGCCUCAUUCGAGUUACCACGCAGCGAGCCCUGGGCCAGCCUCCCCCUCCAGAGCCCUCAGCCAGCUCCACGGCUUCAGCCCCAGCCUCUAGCCCCCCAGCCAACGCCACCGCACCCCCACUGCGAUGGGGACCCCUGCGGCGGGUGCUGAGCUUUUCCUGGGAGCUGCAUGUCUACGGGGUGGGGGUGCUCUUUCUGCUGCCCGCGUUGUUGGCACUGGCUGCGCUGGCAGCAGCCCCGUCGGGGCCCCGGCUGGCACUGGUGGCCGCGGUGCUGGUGCUAGUAGCUUCGGGGCUGCGGUCCGCCUACAUGCUCACGGACCCUUACGGCUCGCAGGCGCGGCUGGCCGUACGCGCCGGCCUAGUGCUCUACAACCUGCCCUUCCCCUUGCUACUCACGGCGCUGGCAGCCCUGACCCUGCUCGGCCUGGGCGCGGGGCUGCCACAGCCGCUGCAGAACCCGCUCCUGCUGGGAGCCUUGGCGCUGGCGCACGGCGUGGGGUUGCUCGCGGCAGACCUGCUGUCGGCUAGGCCUGCGAUCAACCUCCUGGCGCAGGGCUUGUCGUGCGCUUGGGGCGCAACGGUGGCUCUGGGCACGCUCUGCCUGUGCCGUCGCCGCCUGCUGGAUGGGUCGCGAGGCUGGGAUGCCAGCCCGGGCCCGCGGUUGCUGGCCGUGGCGGGCGCGCUGGGGCUGCUGGCCAGCGGCUUGCAGCUGGCGGCCGCGCUCUGGCUGUACCCGGGCCCAGGCCGGGUGGGCCGCUUCUCGUGGGCCUGGUGGGGCGUCCACUUCUGGCUUCGGCUACUGGAGCUGACAUGGGCACUCUCCCUGGCAUUGGCCGCUUUGGCUGCCGUGCGACCCAGGCCGCCCACGGAGCACGCUUGCUGGGCUAAGCUGCUGCGCCUGGCGUGUCCCGCGCCAUCGGGCAAGAGCGAGGUGCCUGAGCGCCCCAAUAACUGCUACGCGGGGCCCAGUGGCGUUGGCGCAGGCAGCUUGGAUAUCAGCAAGAGCCUCAUCCGCAACCCAGCGGAGAGUGGGCAGCUGGCCACGCCCAGUUCAGGCGCCUGGGGCUCAGCUGCGUCGCUGGGUCGCGGACCCCAGGGUGGCCCGGGACUGUCCCGCAGCAGCGUGGGGCCGGCGCCGUCGCUGAGCGAGCUGGAUUUGCGGCCGCCGUCGCCCAUCAAUCUGAGCAGCAGCAUCGACGCCGCGCUCUUCCGAGAGCACUUGGUACGAGACAGCGUUUUCCGGCGCUGCGGCCUGAGCGGCCUGGCCUCCCCGCCGCCUGGAGGCGCUCUGCGGCCGCGCCGGGGCAGCCACCCCGACUCCGAGCUCGACGGCGCAGGCUCUUCGCUCCUCCGCAGCCGCUGCAGAUCACUCAACGACGUGCGCGUGCGCGGCCCGGUCCCACAGCACGUGGUGGACGAGCCCGACGGAGCGGCCGCGGCGGCGUCCGGCAGCUCCCUGGACAGCUUCUCCAGGGGCUCACUCAAGAUCAGCUGGAACCCGUGGCGCCACGGGCUGUCGUCAGUGGACAGUCUACCGCUAGAUGAGCUGCCCAGCACGGUGCAGCUACUGCCUGCCCCGACCCCAGCCCCUAACAUUACCCCCGCUCAGCCCGGGGAGCCCCAGGGCGACGUCCAGCCGCGCUGCAAGUCUGGGGACUCCCGCAGCGCCUCCAGCGAUACCAUCGAACUCUGA
Molecule: messenger RNA, 3073 nt
Organism: Propithecus coquereli (Coquerel's sifaka)
Lineage: Eukaryota; Metazoa; Chordata; Mammalia; Primates; Indriidae
Gene: PRRT3
Product: proline-rich transmembrane protein 3
Exons: 4
Coding region: 131-3073 (980 amino acids)
Source: RefSeq, a predicted model, not a curated record